Messenger RNA from Camelina sativa (false flax), 1158 nucleotides. Its product is annotated as protein Iojap, chloroplastic. The record is from RefSeq and is a predicted model, not a curated record. Gene Ontology annotation, molecular function: ribosomal large subunit binding. Gene Ontology annotation, biological process: negative regulation of ribosome biogenesis; negative regulation of translation. Lineage: Eukaryota; Viridiplantae; Streptophyta; Magnoliopsida; Brassicales; Brassicaceae.
ACCAAAGGGUUUUUAGGAUUAUAAUUAUCUUAUCCGCUUUUCAACGAUGAACUAGAGAAGUUUUCGAAACUGCCGCAAACUCUCCUCUUACCAAAGCGAUCAAUGACAUCUCUCACCGGUCUCACCGUCGCCGGAGUUCUUCGAUUACCAGUUUUAUCCUCUCAAAUACCUAGAAAGACUUCUUCUUCAUUGUCAUUACCGCUACCAUACAAUUGCUGUUGGCGAGGCAAAACUUUGACUUGUCUGAGUAACUCACGGAGAUUUGCUGUGGGGAAGGAAGCUGAAGAUGGGUUUCUCUCGAAUAUAAGUGAAGAUACCGAUGAGAUGUUCGACGACUUGUUCAAUAAAUAUGGCAAGGUUGUUUUCAAGAGCAACGAUGUUAAGUCCCCAACAGCUGAGGUUGAUGAUGACGCUGAAAGUUUAGCAUUUGCUGUUGAAUUGGCUAAAGUUGCGAGUGACGUGAAAGCUGGAGACAUUAAGGUCCUCUUUGUGAAGCCUCUUGUCUACUGGACUCGGUUUUUCAUCAUCGCCACUGCGUUCUCCCGCCCUCAAAUCGAUGCAAUUGGAUCGAGGAUGAGAGACCUGGCUGAGAAGAAGUACGGUAAAGUUGCUAAUGGAGAUGUAAAGCCUAAUUCAUGGACAUUGUUAGAUUUUGGUGAUGUGGUGAUCCAUUUAUUCUUACCUCCACAAAGGACAUUCUACAACUUGGAAGACUUUUAUGGGAAUGCAAUGCAAAUUGAACUUCCCUUUGAGGAUCAGUUACCACCAAGGAACUGAUGAUGCACUCUCUGUUCCAAAAAGCAAAAGAAAAAAAAGUAAACAGUUUUGGAAGGAGAAAUUUGUUGAUUCUCUUUACGGCUCUCCGUGAGGCAUGAUGCAAGAAGGCUGUGAGAUUUCAUUUUGUUUGUCCACGCAAUGCUCCGAUGCUUUACACAGCUCUGGGCGUGAGGGGUUGAUGAAUUUUGCUGGCCAAGAUGGUCCAACAACAGUCAGGAGAUCUCAGACAUGCUUUAAUUUGUUUGUUGGAUAGAGUUAAAAAAAACUGUGUUUGCAGCUUUAUGUAAUGUAUGCUUUAGGAUGAUUCUUCAUGUUAUGGAACACCCACUGACCAAGACUCUAAGAAGCUAAUUUGCUUUUCACAGCAACAAGAUUCCUGUA